CCCCUCCCUAGCUCGCCAUCUCUCUUUCAUUGAAAGACAAGACAACGCGUUUCAGUGAAGAGAGGCAAAAAAAGGAUAGUAGUAAAUGUCUGGGCUACAUCAAGACUGUCAUAUGCAUCCCUCGUUCAAGACAAAGCCUGUGUAUGAGCUAAACUGUUCUUACUGUGACCACCUGGUCUGCGUUAGAGGAAUGAGAGCGAUUCUCCUAGCAGAUAAAACAGUUGAACUUUACUCGACGGAUCAACCUCCCCCAGGUAUGCUAUUACUGGUUGGCCCGGAUUAUCAAACCAACAAUUGUCAGUGUAAAAUACAAGAUACUGCAUGUUGUGGAUGUGGAUGCAUGGUAGGAUAUCAUGUAACCGUUCCAUGUCACUCUUGUCUACGUUCAUGCAAUAACGGUCACUUCUGGAUGUAUCACUCAAACAGUGUCAGACCAUCAGAAAGAUUAGACUCCACUGGUAAAGAGAUUAUGGUGUGGGCUAGUGUCCCUCCAUCAAGUAAUGAUGAGAAGAUGGUUCCUUACAAACUGCCACUAUACAUAGAAUGCUGUCGAUGAGCUACACUUCUCUCCUCUCUCUCUCUUGCUUUCUCUCUUUCAUUAUUUCUACUAUAUUAUCACACCAGCUUCAUUAUAUAUUAUAUCCUUGUUGAUUGUUUAUUUCCUUUUUUUGUUUGUUUGUAGUAAUUUGCUGUUUUAUUGUCACUGUUAUAAUUAUUAUUUUGUGUAAUGCAUUAUUAUCGACCAAUAAUUAUUAUUAUUGACUAUGAA
This is a messenger RNA of Amphimedon queenslandica, 769 nucleotides long. Its product is annotated as protein FAM72A-like. Lineage: Eukaryota; Metazoa; Porifera; Demospongiae; Haplosclerida; Niphatidae. The transcript has 4 exons. Gene Ontology annotation, cellular component: cytosol. The coding region runs from base 86 to 556 and encodes 156 amino acids. The record is from RefSeq and is a predicted model, not a curated record.